Scophthalmus maximus (turbot) is the source of this 1376-nucleotide messenger RNA. RefSeq names its product complement C1q subcomponent subunit C. Gene Ontology annotation, molecular function: protein binding. The record is from RefSeq and is a predicted model, not a curated record. The transcript has 7 exons. Lineage: Eukaryota; Metazoa; Chordata; Actinopteri; Pleuronectiformes; Scophthalmidae. Bases 168 to 893 code for a protein of 241 amino acids.
CAGAGAGAAUUUGCAGAAGCUCAUUAGACGGUGGACGUUGCAGCGGAAGCUGCUGAGGUCUGUGGUUUCGCGUCGUCGUCGUCGUUCCUCCUCCGGCUGCUGCUUCACUUCACUUUGGCUCUGAACCGGUCGCAGCCGCUGUGACUCUCUCUCUCAGAUUCUCCAUCAUGCUCCAUCACUUUUUCCUCGCGAUCGGAGCAUUGGCCUCAUUGGCCGUACCCCCGCUGGUCGCCGUAGAGACCUGCCCGGCAACAGGGAUGCACGGGAUGCCAGGUUUGCCGGGGCUUCCUGGCAGAGACGGUCGUGAUGGAGUGAAGGGACAGAGAGGAGAUCCAGGAGCCGAGUGGCGAGGCGGCCACGGGCCCCAGAAGGGCGAGACGGGCGAACCGGGCCUGGAGGGGUUCCCUGGUAAACGAGGGCAGAGUGGGGAACCGGGGAAACCAGGGGCCCCCGGGAGGGAGGGCCCGCCUGGAGAGCCCGGAGAACAUGGGACGGUCGGUGUCCAGCAGGGGGCGGCCUUCAGCGUGGCCCGGGGAACCAACGAAUACCCGGAGAGAUCCAGCGUCAUCCGGUUCACCAUGGUCAUCACCAACGUCAACGGGGACUACGACACCGACACGGGACACUUCAGGUGUCGGGUCCCAGGGACGUACUACUUCGUGUUCCACGCCUCUAUAGAGGAUCGUCUGUGUGUCAUGCUGAAGCUGGACGGAACGCUGCUGACGUCGUUCUGCGAUCUGCGCCGCUCGAAGAGACAGAUGACGUCCGGCGGCCUGGCCGUCGCCAUGGCGAGGGACCAGGAGGUCUGGCUGGAGACGAAGGACUACCGAGGGAUGAGAGGGAAACCGAGCGGCUACAGCAUCUUCUCCGGCUUCCUGCUGCAUCCUCACUGACGCGGACGACGAGGAACGCGAGACAUCGGAUCCCUUUUCCCCGUCAGCGCUCCGAGGAAUCACGAAACGUUUCUGUUUUAAAUCGCGUUUGCCGGUUGCUUCUCGUUUUCACGUUUGAUUUUCCAGAAUUUCCUUCUUUUUUCUUUUUUUUUAUUAAGUUGUAUGAAUCAAAACACCAAUAAAAUUCUUACUGGUACUUAAAUGUUUGUUCUGUGUUUCACAAAAAAAACAUCUUGCAGAGUUUAAUUUAUUCUGUGAUUUUAUUAUGGUACAUUUUUGUCACUUUUCAGAAAGACGGGAUUUGUCUCCACCAGUGAUUUAUUUUUCAGCUUUGUGAUUUUCUUUGAAUCUGUGCGACGUACAGUUAAAUGUACCAUACAUACAGUAUCAUACAUCAGAUCCUAAUCACUGAGUGGAUUUAAUUUUCUCUUUCUGGCAACAAACACAGGAAAGCCCAAAUAAAGAGAUGAUAAAAUAACUGAA